AUAAAACCCUUUCUACAAGCAAAUAAGCUAGCUAGUAAAGAAAAGUCUGAUAUAUUUGCAAAUCCUGACUAGUAAUUUAUAAACUAAUUAUUCCUUAUUUUUGUUGGUUAUAAUGGGUAGUUGUAUGCAGGUUAUUAAUGAAGAAGCUGAUCUGCAUCGGGAUGACAUAUUAGACCUUCCUCCUGGAUUUAGGUUUCAUCCAACUGAUGAAGAAAUUAUCACUUGCUACCUUAGAGAGAAAGUUAUGGACAAGAGAUUUACAGCUAUAGCUGUGGCAGAAGUUGAUUUGAAUAAGUCCGAACCUUGGGAUUUACCUGCUAAGGCAAAAAUGGGAGAAAAAGAAUGGUAUUUCUUUUGCCAAAGGGAUAGGAAGUAUCCAACAGGAAUGAGAACAAAUCGUGCAACAAAAUCAGGUUAUUGGAAAGCUACUGGGAAAGAUAAGGAAAUUUACAAGGUCAAAGGUUGUCUUGUUGGACUGAAAAAAACUCUUGUAUUCUACAAAGGGAGAGCUCCUAAAGGAGAGAAGACCAAUUGGGUCAUGCAUGAAUAUAGACUCCAUGGAAAACUUUCUUUUCACAAGCCAGCUAUGGACGAAUGGGUUAUUUGUAAAGUUUUCCACAAGAACAUAGGAGUAGGAAGAGGUUCACUAUUUAUGGAAGAUCUCUUAGAUAGUCCCUCUUCACUGCCUUGUUUAAUAGAAAUCCCAAAAAGUAGUGACGUUCGAGAUGAACUCAACAUAAGAGCCGCUACUAUUGUUGGACGGAAACCCUUGGACGGAAAUCACCUGAUUUCUAGUAGUGUUACUGCAUCGACAUUUGAUGAAAUACACUCUUCACCCUACUUUUCCACUGACAUCUUCAACAAUUAUGCCUUCAAGCAGCAGCAGCAGCAGCAGCUAUUACGAGAGGAUGAGAAGAGCUACGGAUUAUUUGUACCCACACAUUAUAUCUUCACUGGCAUUAAUGAUUAUGAGCACAACAACCAGCUUGCCAGUUCCAGUAACUCAUCGUUCAACCAUGAUCAAUCACUUCCUCCGAAUUCAAAAAUUUCUGAUUAUUCAUUAGAAAGGCAGCAGCUCUCGUCGAACAAUAAAUCUAUGAUUAGUCUUUCACAGGAUACUAACGAGAUUUCUUCAGUGAUUCAAAAGCAAGGAUUUGAUAGCACUUUAGCUGCAGAUCUUGAUUCCAUAUGGAAUUAUUAGUUUGAUUUUAAUCUGUUAAAGGAAAUCAUUAGGACAUUAUAUUGUACAGCUUACUCAUUUGUCUUUAACUCUUUAGGUAAUUCUUUUCACUGAGAUAGAAUAUAUACUAAUUUGAAGGGGUUGGUGAUUACUACUA
Messenger RNA from Nicotiana attenuata, 1337 nucleotides. RefSeq names its product NAC domain-containing protein 79-like. The record is from RefSeq and is a predicted model, not a curated record. Gene Ontology annotation, biological process: regulation of DNA-templated transcription. The transcript is spliced from 3 exons. The coding region runs from base 113 to 1201 and encodes 362 amino acids. Gene Ontology annotation, molecular function: DNA binding. Lineage: Eukaryota; Viridiplantae; Streptophyta; Magnoliopsida; Solanales; Solanaceae.